AUGGAAAGUCGAAAUUCUAUGAGAAGUUGGUCAGUCCAUGAAGUAAAUUCUGCUGAAGAAGAAGAUGUGUUUUCCUUUCCACACCAAAUGCCUCCUCUUGAUUUUGGGUUUCCAGAGGUAGGAUGCAACGGUUAUGAUUUGCUGCCCAUCCCACUAGACCAGCAUCAGAAUGGAUUUGAAGAUCCUGUGACUUGUGCUCUUGGAGAUGAUUUGGUGAAUGUCUUUGGAAUCAACAAUGAGUUGAUCAGUAACCAGAAUCAAGAGACGCCCAUGGUGAACUCAUGUGGGUUUUCUGAUCAAAACCAACCCCUUAUGAUAACUUCUACGGACGAGGAAAAUUCUGGAAAGAUUAUGAAGAAUAAGAUGAUGAAUGAUAACGAAGCUAUGAAGGUGGAGGAGAUGCUGGAGUUAGAGAUGGAGGUGGCGGUUAUAAGGAAUCCAAAAGAAUCGGAGAAAGAGAGAGUCGAUCACAAUGGCAAUGGUAGUGGUUCUAGUUAUACCUCCAAGAUAAUGUUAAGUAGGGAAACAAUAUCACAAUAUUUCUACAUGCCAAUAACACAAGCUGCGAAGGAGCUCAAUGUUGGAUUGACGCUGUUGAAGAAACGUUGUAGGGAAUUAGGCAUUCGUCGUUGGCCACAUCGCAAACUUAUGAGUCUUCAAACUCUCAUCAACAAUGUCCAGCAGGAAUUGGGUAAAGAUACAGGAGAAAGAGAAGAAGAGAAGUUGAGGGAAGCAGUAAUGAUACUGGAGAAAGAGAGAAGAAUGAUGGAGGAGAUCCCAGAUUUGCAGCUUGAACAUAAUACCAAAAGACUGAGACAAGCCUGCUUCAAGGCCAACUACAAGAGAAGAAGAACGUCCACUUUGAUAUCAGCAACUGCUCAACGGCAAUCAUUGUCUUCAUGUCCCACUACUAAUUGCAGCAUUAAUCCCGCUGGUUAUGGGCUCUUAGAUGAUGAUUCAGGUCAUUAUGAAGAACAAGAAGAGAUGAAGUCUAUAUUGUUUUCUGACUGCUUUCCUUCUUCGAGCGACAAUAUCUUUUAA
Molecule: messenger RNA, 1041 nt
Organism: Cynara cardunculus var. scolymus (artichoke)
Lineage: Eukaryota; Viridiplantae; Streptophyta; Magnoliopsida; Asterales; Asteraceae
Product: protein RKD4-like
Exons: 4
Coding region: 1-1041 (346 amino acids)
Molecular function (GO): DNA-binding transcription factor activity
Source: RefSeq, a predicted model, not a curated record